AUGGCCUCCCUCAUAAAGUUACUUCUGCUUGUCCUCGUCUCCUGCUGUUGUCUUUUGCCAGUUGUUCACACUCUACCACCAGCGGAUUGUAAGAACCAAGGCGGUGGUAAUUACGGUUGUUUCAACCGAAGUACAGAAGCGUACUGUACACAAGUUGGUAUUUUACCUCCAUCAGGUGAAGAUCGUUGGGCUCUUGCUGGUUUAGAUCUCAAUGUUGAUUGGGUGCUAAAAUGUGGUAAUAUUGUUGCAUAUAAAUUACAGUGGUUUAGUGGCGGAUGGAGUGAUUGGUAUGUUCCUGGCGUCAACGAUAUGGAUGACAAAGUGAACGAUGGAAAUGUUUUGAGAAGAAUGUGGUCGUAUUUCGAUGAUCAUACACAUACGUUUAUCAUCUGUAAGAAUACUCAUUAUCAGCUGGCUAAUUGUGAAGGACAUUGA
This is a messenger RNA of Didymodactylos carnosus, 435 nucleotides long. NCBI's taxonomy places the organism in Eukaryota, Metazoa, Rotifera, Eurotatoria, Philodinida, Philodinidae. The record is from the annotation of a GenBank genome assembly.